GCCGGGGGCUGCAGCCCCGGCGCUCCGGGAGCUGCUGUCCGAGGGAAGGCGGGCGGCUACAGCAGAGCGGAGCAGGCAGCACCGGCUGCCGGGGACUGGCGGAGUAUUUGGAUGGAGUCUCAGUAUCUGAAGCAAUGCCUGGGAAAUUGUUUGAAGAAGGGACUGGCAGAGGUUGUAGAGCAUCGGCCAGCAGAUCCAAUAGAGUAUCUUGCACACUGGAUUUACAAUUACAGAAGAAACUUAGAUGAAGAAAAAAAGAGAAUGCUGGAGAGAGCUGAGAUAGAGCAAGAACGGGAGGCAGCCCUAGCAGAACUUGAAAGGUUAAAAAUCCAGGAAGAAGAGCAGCGGAAACUUGAAGAACAACGUCAGGCUCAAUUGGAGAAAGAACUUGCAGAGUUGGAAGCACAGAAAAAAGAAGCUGAAAUGCAGUUGCAGCAGGAAGAUCAAGAGGAAAAUGAAGACACAAUAGCUGAAGGAACAGAUAGAUCUGGAACACCUACUUCACCCAAAGCUGAGGAGCCAGAUGAGAGUGAACCCAGUCAAACAGAUCUUCCAACAGUAGUAGAAGAAGAAGAAGAAGAAGAAGAAGAAGAAGAAGAAGAAAGUUAGAACUGACCUGAGAGCAGUAAAUAUAUUUUCUACUCCUUACUUGGUAUCCUGAAGUGUAGUAUCUUGAUUUAUGUAUUUUAUAAAUAUAACUGAUAUAUGUAACUGUUUCUCUGGUGUAUGUUUUUGAGGUGUUUGUAUAAAGUCUGUUAUUUCUGACACUGCUUCUUAAUUUUUAUUCUUAAAGCAUAAAGUAGCUAGCAUGGCUGACUUGCAGGAAGAAAACUGCAGCUGAAGUGAAAGCAGUAAAUAUAUUUUCUGCUUAUUGCAUACUGAAGUAACUAUAAUAAAUAAAAAUAUAACUAAAAUGUCAAUAUAAUUUGAAGAUAGAUACUGCAAUAUGAUAAUCUGAAUCAGUAUUCAAAUAAUAAAAUAUUACUGAAAAUUAUUUUCCAAUAAUUUGAAUGGUUUCUGACAGAAAAAGGGAAUGCUCUGCAGAUUAAAAGAUGGAGAGAGUAUUCUGGACAUCAAACUUGAUGCAAAAAUCCAAUCAGAUUUCCGAAAUAUAUUUGAAAGAGGUAAAUUUAACUCUGACUCAGUAUAUACUAGAAGAUCUUGUCUCAUAGAAGUCAUUAGAUGAUCUUUGUAACAUGAUAUGUUUGCUCUAGGCUUUAUUAUUGGAUAAAUAUAUUUAUUAUUAGAACCUUUUCUUGGUGUUGCAUAGUGCUAGGUAAGCUGAAAAAGAACUUGAUUAGUCAAGUUCUUAAGACUUUUCUGCAUUUUUCUUGAAUUUAUAAAUCAAUAAAUUAAAUGUGUUCUCUACUAAAUACCAUUAUUAUUUCCAAAACUUCCCUUCUAAAAAUUCAGAAAAAUAUUUAGCUUGAUCCAUGGUUAUCUAUAAAAAUAAGUUUUCUAAUCCUUAAAGAUAGCAUUUUUACAAGAACAGAUUUUUGUACUUACUGGUAUCUUGGUGUAGGUUGUCCAGAAUGUUCUGUCCCUUCAUUAUAAAUGGAAAAAACACCAGCAUUAAGAAAUCCUGCUGUUCUUCAAUAAAAUGUGCCUUUGCAUCCCUGUCUUCUACUACAGGUUAGCUGAUUGUGGCCAAUGCUGUGCAAUGAAAAUAUCUUUCAUUACAAAAUCUGUGCAUAGUUAAUGCAUUCACUGCAUUCUUCAGUGUUGGUAUGAAAGAUUUUUCUGAUAAUUUCAUUUCGUUUUUUAAUAGUAUUGCUGAGUCUAAGGGUUUUGCUAUCAUUGGCAAACUAUUAAAAAUAACUAUACACCUAUAACAGACAAAGGUCAAUCACAUAAUAACUGUUUGCCUGCUCUGAAUAACUUGUUUUGAUCACGUAGAUCAGACUAAGAAUAAUCUUAGAAAAUUUUAAAAACAUGAGCACUAUUGAUUUUUAUAUAUUAAUGUAUUAUUUUUCCCUUAAAGAUAAAAUACCUCUAUUAAAAAAUCUUGUGCCCAUCUUAUUGCUACACUGCUUUUUGAAUACUGUUAAUAGCGAUGUCUUACAUGAGCAUCCUUAAAGUCAAAAGAGGAAAAUGUCAUUUACCAGAUAUAAAUACUUAGAAAUGUUUAUGUAACUGUUGGAGUAAUGAAAAGUGGAACUAUUUUUUGUGUCUAA
This is a messenger RNA of Lonchura striata (white-rumped munia), 2174 nucleotides long. The record is from RefSeq and is a predicted model, not a curated record. NCBI's taxonomy places the organism in Eukaryota, Metazoa, Chordata, Aves, Passeriformes, Estrildidae.